Messenger RNA from Corticium candelabrum, 1962 nucleotides. RefSeq lists its product as uncharacterized. The record is from RefSeq and is a predicted model, not a curated record. The transcript has a single exon. NCBI's taxonomy places the organism in Eukaryota, Metazoa, Porifera, Homoscleromorpha, Homosclerophorida, Plakinidae. The coding region runs from base 980 to 1567 and encodes 195 amino acids.
GACAUUUUAAAAUAUGCAAAAUGAAUUUCUGAACGAGUGGUGUUGUUGAGAGGGUCACGAGGGGUCUGGACCGUACAAAACGGUUGGGGUGUGGUGCAUGGAUUAUCCAACAGUCAGUUCUUUUUAUCAUGAAUUUUGAAGUUAAUGAUACGUACAUGAUAGUACACCAUAGUACUACAUCAUAGUACUACAUGUACAUCAUAGUACUACAUCAUAGUACUACAUGUACAUCAUAGUACAUCAUAGUAUUAUAUCAUAGUACUACAUAAUAGUACUACAUGUACAUCAUAGUACUACAUCAUAGUACUACAUCAUAGCACUACAUCAUAGUACACUACAUGUACAUCACAGUACUACGUAUACAUCAUAGUACUACAUCAUAGUACUACAUCAUAGCACUACAUGCUGAAUAAAACUACUACUACUACAUCAUAGUAAUACAUCAUAGUACUAUAUGUACAUCAUAGCACUACAUCAUAGUACACUACAUGUACAUCAUAGUACUACAUCAUAGUACUAUAUGUACAUCAUAGCACUACAUCAUAGUACACUACAUGUACAUCAUAGUACUACAUCAUAGUACUAUGACAGGCCUCUAAAAUGUCAUGACAUGGAUUUAAUCAACAGUGAGGCUUGCCUCACUAAGUAGAUUGUGACGUUGACUUAAGUGGGUUUGUUUAAUUGAAUGGAUUGAUAUAGUGUUGUGUUGAGUGCUGUUGUAGUGGCUUUUGUAGUAUGGGCAUGACCGGUGGAUGCUUUUGCUGAGUAAUAUACUACUACUACUACUACUACUACUACUACUACUAUAUGUACAUCAUAGCACUACAUCAUAGUACACUACAUGUACAUCAUAGUACUACAUCAUAGUACUAUAUCAUAGUACUACAAUCAACACAUAUAGGGAAGCAAUCUCACUGUUUGUGAUAUGAGGAGAUACUGUUUUCUCUGUUGAAGGACAACACAGGGUGAUCCUCUGGCAAUGUCAAUGUAUGCUUUAGGAAUCUUGCCACUUAUAAAUCAGCUCCAUGGACUUUGCAAACAGGUAUGGUUUGCAGAUGAUGCAACCGGUGCAGGGAAGCUGAGUGCUGUACGAGAGUGGUGGAAUGCUAUUGUUGAAUAUGGUCCAAAUUAUGGAUACCAUCCUAAUGCAACCAAGACGUGGUUAAUUGUCAAAGAGUGUCAGUUCGAAAAUGGACGGCAGGCAUUCAUGGGUACCAAUGUGCAAAUUACAACAAGAGGAAAACGUCAUCUUGGUGCUGCUUUGGGUAACACGUCUUUUGUCAAUCAAUAUGUUGGUGAAAAAGUCCAAGAUUGGAUCCAACAAAUUGAAUGCCUUUCUAACAUUGCUAAAACACAGCCUCAUGUUGUCUACUCAGCCUUCACGAGAGGAUUAGUUCAUCGGUGGUCUUAUUUACUACAAACUGUCCCUGACAUUGCGUCGCUCAUUAAACCACUAGAGGAUGCGAUUCGUCAUAAAUUUCUUCCAUCCCUGACGGGUCAAAAUGUUUUCGGUCCUGAGAUGAGAGAUACCCUGCCCUGUCUUUGCCAUGCAGUCUUGGUGGGCUGAACAUUCAUGACCCCAUGAAAAUGUCAGACCUUCAUUUCUGUGCCUCGCAACAUAUCACAGCACAGCUUGCAGCGUUGAUUGUUGCCCAAGAACAGCGCUAUACUGUGUCUACAGUUGAGACCAAAAGAAAGAAAUCUGAAAUGAAAUCCAACAAGUAAACCUUCCAGCGUCAGUUGUUGGAAUCACUGCAAGAGAAAGGGUCAUCAACUUUAAAGCGUGGUGUUGAGUUGGCUUCAGAGACAGGACAUCCAGGUGGCUCACCGUUCAACGCAUUGCAGAACAUGGUUUCCAUCUUUCGAAAGGGGACUUCUGGGAUGCCCUGUGCCUCAGAUAUCAUUGGCCAUUGCCUAAUGUCCCUUCACAUUUUGAGUGUGGACAACGUUUUAGCAUUGAUC